CCAGGAGGAGGACGAGGGGUUUUGCUCUUCCUCCCCGGCGGGAGGAUUUGAGGAGGGGGAGUAGGGGAGGAAGGUGAAGGCCUCGGCUGCCUUCUGCUCAGAGAGACGUCUGUCGGCAUCAUGGAGCUUUUUGGGAGCUUUGUCAGGCCUCGUGGAGAGACUUUGGGGUUUCCAGCUCGUCCUGGCAGCGCGGGCACAGUGAAGACCCUGGGCAACACUUACCAGUUCACGGUGGACGUCAGUGACUUUGCCCCUGAGGACAUCAUUGUCACCACCUCCAACAACCAGAUCGAGGUGCAUGCUGAGAAGCUGGCUGCAGAUGGCACUGUCAUGAACACCUUCACCCACAAAUGUCAGCUGCCCGAAGACGUGGACCCCACGUCGGUGACGUCCUCGCUGGGGGACAAUGGCACGUUGACCAUCCGGGCUCAGCGGCGGCCCGCCAAGCACAGCGACCAUGUCCAGCAAACCUUCCGGACUGAGAUCAAGAUCUGAGGCAGGGCCAGGGGAAAAAGGGAGCUCUUUUAUCCCUCUUUCCCUCCCCUGUGCCUAAUCCCUCAUUAAACAGUUGGGUGAUUUGGGAAGAAGGUGGGAUGUGGGGUAGGGGAUGGGAACGCCAGCACCCAGUCCCAGCUCCGGCGGUUUUUAGCCAGUGAAGGUUGAUGGGGAAGAUCUGUCGUGCCAAAAGCCCUGCCAGGAGAGAGGUUCCCUUCCCCAGCCCUCUGCUGGAGCUUGUCUCUGUAUAUACAGCUU
Colius striatus (speckled mousebird) is the source of this 753-nucleotide messenger RNA. It is a transcript of the gene HSPB7, whose product is annotated as heat shock protein family B (small) member 7. Lineage: Eukaryota; Metazoa; Chordata; Aves; Coliiformes; Coliidae. The record is from RefSeq and is a predicted model, not a curated record. Bases 121 to 495 code for a protein of 124 amino acids. Gene Ontology annotation, cellular component: nucleus; cytoplasm. The transcript has 3 exons. Gene Ontology annotation, biological process: heart development.